Messenger RNA from Chironomus riparius, 917 nucleotides. Lineage: Eukaryota; Metazoa; Arthropoda; Insecta; Diptera; Chironomidae. The record is from the annotation of a GenBank genome assembly.
GUCGGACCAUCCUUCAGAGCUCUUUAACAUAUCAGUAGUUUCAUUUAUCACUAAAAUGUUUAGAGCUUUGAUAAUUUUUAUCGUUCUUGUCGGAAUAAAUUGUGCGAAAUUUCCUUCCGACCUUCAAAAAUGUAAAUACGGUGACAUGACAUGUGUUAUUAAAGUCGCGAAUGAGAUAAUGGCUCGGUCUGCAAAUGGACUCCCUGAGCUCGGCUUUCCUAGCACUGACCCUCUAGUAAUCAACAGAAUUGGUCUCAAUCAAGACGGAGACAGACCAGUUGUGCUUAAUAUUGAAUUGAGUGAUUGUAAAAUGUCUGGACUUCCAACAACGAAUUUUACAACAAUUCAAGGUUUUAGUGAUAACAUCGACAAGGCUAAAAUACUCUUAAAGUAUAAACAAGACCAUAUUCAGUUAUUCGGACCAUACAAAGCAAAAGGGAAAAUAUUGGUGCUUCCGAUGAACGGUGAUGGAGAGGCCAACAUAACAUUCACUGGAGUUGAUGGCAUUGUUAAAAUGUUGACAAAGAAGAUUCUUAAGAAUGGAAAAAAUUACAUGCAGAUCGAUAAGCUGCGAAUGAACUUUGAUGUUAAACGGGCAUCAUUCAACUUCACAAAUCUCUUCAACGGAAAUGUUCAACUUGGCGAUGCACUCAAUAAAUUCAUAAACGAGAACUGGAAAGAUAUUUUGAAUGAUUUAAAGCCAGCAAUGGCAGAUUCAUUAGGAUCUAUUUAUAAGUCACUUUUAGACAAUAUGUUUAGUAAUAUUCCAUAUGAUGAAUUCUUUGAGAAAUAAAGUAGCUUCUAAACAGUAUUGAAUUACAAAAGUAAGGAUAUAAAUGUAAACAAGAGCAAUAAGAAUAAUAAACUUUUAAGGACAAUCUACUUAACAAAAAAAAUAUGUCAUCCUUAACAGGCAA